Messenger RNA from Neofelis nebulosa (Clouded leopard), 2851 nucleotides. RefSeq names its product antigen WC1.1-like. Lineage: Eukaryota; Metazoa; Chordata; Mammalia; Carnivora; Felidae. The transcript is spliced from 12 exons. Gene Ontology annotation, cellular component: membrane. The coding region runs from base 425 to 2692 and encodes 755 amino acids. The record is from RefSeq and is a predicted model, not a curated record.
GCCACUUGAGGAUUGACUCCCAGGAGAGAAAGCUGACCAGAAUUUGAGCCCCGCAAGUCUCAAGGAUGACUUUCUAACCUUGUCUGGCUGAUACAUCUCUACUGUCUCAUAGCCCAUGUCCCUCUGGGUUGGUUCUGUUCUUCAUACCUUUGUACUUAAGUCUGAAUGCCUAUGUAUUAUGCAGUUUCCUUGGGCCAAGACUUGUAGAUGAGGAAUUCACUUCUCUAACCAACCCCAAAAUGUAUUCACCUACUCUAAAUAGUCUGUCUUCAGAAACUCACUCAUGGAGGUCCCAUUCUGCCACCAACUGUUAAAUCCUUUCUUCUGUGCCAAUGCCUGGGAAAAGAAAAACAUUUUCCUUUGACAUGUCACUGUCAUAUACCAUUGUCCAUGACAUGUCACUUCUAAUUGCCAAGCCAGAAUCAUGAAUAUUUACCUGUGUUUGUUGUUGUUGUUUUUUCUCCUAGGAUUUGUGCGUCUAGCUGGUGGGGAUGGACCCUGCUCAGGGCAGGUAGAAGUGCAUUCUGGAAAAGACUGGACUCUAGUAUCUGAUGGGAACUUUACAUUCCUCACUGCCCAGAUCAUCUGUGCAGAGCUGGAGUGUGGCAAAGCUGUGUCUUUCCUGGGAGAUGUGUCCUUCAGGGAGUCAGAUAGACAAGUGUGGCCUGAAGAAUUCCGGUGUAAGGGGGAUGAACCUGAGCUCCGCUUCUGCCCUAGAGUGUGCUGUCCAGGAGGUGCUUGCCACCGUAGGGCUGUUCAAGUUUCCUGUUCAGCGUACACGGAAGUCCGGCUCAUGAAAAAUGGCACCUCUCAGUGUGAGGGACAAGUGGAGAUGAAUAUUUCUGGACAUUGGAAAGCCCUCUGUGCCUCACACUGGAAUAUGGCAAAUGCCAAUGUUGUUUGUCAACAGCUUGGCUGUGGAGUUGCUAUCUCUGCUCCAAAAGGAGCAUACUUUGUGGAAGGAGGUGAUCAGAUUUGGAAAGCUCGAUUUCACUGCUCGGGGGCUGAGUCUUUCUUGUGGAAUUGUCCUAUGACUGCCCUGGGCAUUCCUGAUUGUGCUCAUGGAAACACAGCCUCUGUGAUCUGCUCAGGAAACCAGACCCAGGUACUGCCCCAGUGUGACAACUCUGUGUCUGAGCCGGCGGCCUCUGCGGGCUCACGGGAGAGUGCUCCCAACUGCUCAGAUCACAGACAGCUCCGCCUGGUGGACGGAGGCGGUCCCUGCGCUGGCAGAGUGGAGAUCCGCUACCAGGACUCCUGGGGCACCGUCUGUGAUGACAGCUGGGACCUGAACGACGCCCACGUGGUGUGCAGACAGCUGGGCUGCGGCGAGGCCCUCAAUGCCACGGUCUCCGCUCACUUCGGGGCGGGAUCAGACUCUAUCUGGCUGGACGACGUGAACUGCACAGGAAAGGAGUCUCACAUUUGGAAGUGCCCCGCCCGGGGGUGGGGGCAGCACGACUGCAGGCACAAGGAAGACGCCGGGGUCAUCUGCUCAGACUUCCUGAACCUCAGGAUGGUGAGCGAGGACCAGGAGUGUGCCGGGUGGCUGGAAGUUUUCUACAAGGGGACCUGGGGCAGUGUCUGCCACAGCCCCAUGACACCCAUGACCUUGUCCAUCAUCUGUAGACAGCUUGGCUGUGGAGACAAUGGGACCCUCGACUCUUCUGUAGUUCCCAGGGAGGGUUCUAGACUUCGGUGGGUGGAUCACAUCCAGUGUCGGAAAACCGAUUUCUCUCUCUGGCAAUGUCCUUCUGGCCCGUGGAAACACAGAUCAUGCUCUGCAAAAGAGGAAGCUUAUAUCUCGUGUGCAGGAAUGAGACCCAGGAGCUGUCCAGCAGCUGCCCCCUGCACAGACCAAGAGAAGCUCCGACUCAGGGGAGGAGACACCGAGUGCUCAGGGCGAGUGGAGGUUUGGCACGAUGGCUCCUGGGGCACAGUGUGUGAUGACUCCUGGAGCCUGGCAGAGGCCGAGGUGGUGUGUCAGCAGCUGGGCUGUGGCUCUGCCCUGGAUGCCCUGCAGAGGGCGGCAUUUGGCCCGGGAAAUGGGAGCAUCUGGCUGGAUGAGGUGAAGUGCAGGGGCAGGGAGUCCUCCCUGUGGGAUUGUGCUGCCAAUCCCUGGGGACAGAGCGACUGCAAGCACGAGGAGGAUGCUGGAGUGAGGUGCUCUGGUGAAAGAAAAGCAUUGCUGUCUUCUAUAGCAGGGACCAGACCUGGCCCAAAUCCUGUCCGUGGCAUCUUCUCCCUGUCUGAGAUGCUCUGCUUCAUCCUGGGGGCCCUUCUCUUCCUGGUCCUCAUCAUCCUGGUAACUCAGCUGUACAGAUGGAGAGCAGCGAGCAGAGCCUUAUCCAGUUUCGAAGAUGCUCUCAGUGAGGCUGUGUACGAGGAGGUCGAUCAUCUUGUGACAAUGAAGGAAGAUCUGCUGGGCGGCACUGCUCAGGGGACUGACACUCCUGCUGAGGAUUAUGAUAAUGCUGAAGAGGUACCAGUGCCUGAGGCUCUUCCUGCCUCUUGGAUGAGCGAGGGGGGGGACGUGCCCCCCGAGGAGAAUGGGAUGAUGGCCUCUCAGACAGGCUCUUCUCUGCAGUUCUCUGAAGAGGUAGCUGGUCCUGGGAAAGAAGAUAGUCCCUGGCUGCUCCAGGGGGAAGAGGGUGACCUGGGGUAUGAUGACGUUGAAUUAAAUGCCCCUUGAACAUCUACCAUGGUUUUCACCUGAUGUUGCGUUAAAAAUGAGAUAAGGCCUAAGAUAUUCUAAUUGCCUGUAUUUCAAUAGAGUAGUGCUGCCCUAUAAUGGUAUUAUAUGGAAAUUACUUAAAAUGAAAUAUUCUGAAUAAAGUACUUUUUGCUUUGA